Aspergillus heteromorphus CBS 117.55 is the source of this 440-nucleotide messenger RNA. RefSeq lists its product as uncharacterized. The coding region runs from base 59 to 364 and encodes 101 amino acids. Lineage: Eukaryota; Fungi; Ascomycota; Eurotiomycetes; Eurotiales; Aspergillaceae. The record is from RefSeq and is a predicted model, not a curated record. The transcript is spliced from 4 exons.
CUUCUCACCGUUGUCUGUUGCCCAUCCGUCCAAGUGCCGAGCCCCCACCACAUCCACGAUGUAUUCCCUCAAGCCGAUUGCCUUGUUGAGCGUGCUGCUCCUCGCGGGCCUGACUAGCGCCGAGAAGAGGACCACGACGAUUGGAAUCGAGACGCUGGAGGGGAGCAAGCAGGUGCAGGUGCCGUUUAACGACUGUCAUCAUAUCGAGGAAGAUGAGGUCCGGUCGGUGUUUCUGUCGCGGGAGUGUCGCUUCUUCUCAGCCAUGGGCUGCACAGGACGCCAGACGCUGUUGAUGCCCGGCGAGCACUCGUCCUCGGAGCCCGUUCCCGUCAGCAGCGUGUAUUGCGAGGAUAAGGUGUUCUGAACGGAGGAAAGCGAGACCUGAAAAGGGGCAAUACCACCACCCAUCUGAUGUAUAAUAUGUACAACGCCGAACUAAU